AUUAGAGUGAGCCCUUUUCGAGCGAAGUUUCACAGUUCUCCCAUCAACACAAACCUCUCCAGCCACGGCAUGCCUUUGGCUCUCAAACGCUUCAGCCGCUGCAUGCAAUGCACUCGAUCCUCGAUCCUCGAUCUGCAGCGUUUAUCACAUCCAUAUAGCCGACACCCACUGCUAUCCACGAUCUCGAGAUAGUCCACUCUCAUAACCACAUCGUAUAACCUCUACUGCUUCACGUUCUUGCAUCCUCGAGCUCUGAGAUCGCAGGCACAAGUCCUGCCCAUUCUCGAAUAGAAUCAAUUUGAUUGACGUAUUAGCGUCGCGUUCUCCGUCCCGAUUUCUUCUACUCAAGUACUUGGAGAACUCAACAGAUGCGGCAGACGACUUCUCCGGCGUCAACUAGGUUUUAAGAAUCGAUUUUUACUAUGGUUUCAGAAACAGAAGAAAAAGAACCCGAAGUUGAUUGGGGAUCACCAUCACCACAUGGGUCUAAUGCUCCGACCUCUCCAGAAGAGCCACAACAUGAAACAUCACAGUCCCUGUUUAAUGAUGCAGCGAACCAGAGCUUCACUUAUUCUGCAGAAGAAAUGGGUGUAAGCUUGGCGUCUCUACAGAGCCAGUCAAUCGGGAGCAACAACUUCAAGGGUGUCCAGUUUGAGCUACAGGAGGUAGUAGCAGAACUAGACGAAGCAGAGUCCAACAGUGAGUCGGCCGGUUCGAUUGAUUGGGACCAGAUUGGACGAGAUGGUCGUAACAGUUUUACCAAGAGCACUUUGACUCUAUACAAUCUCUGUUGGUGGCUAUUCAAGUGGCCAAUCCUUCUCAUCAGUUAUCUAUUAGAUGCCUUGGGGUGUAAGCGAUUGUUGGGCUUAGAUGAGCCCGAUGUUGCUCCUGGGCCUCUAGCAGUGGAGGCCGCUCCGGCAGUCCAAGGAGCAACACUUGCUACUGCAACUGCUGUGGCAAUGGCAGCUGGCAUUGCCAUCACUGCUGCAGUGGUGGCCACUAGGACUCCCGGUGCAAUCCCACCAGCUGACAUCUACUCCAGACCUUUCUGCAACAGCUCCUCUGCUGAUGAUUAUGAGGUCAAGACGGGCAUUACACGCAUAGUUGUGCAGAACGUUACUCCCAAGGAGGUCAAUGCCAACAAAGACAACCUGGAAGAGGCAUUCCGUGACAUCUUCAAUAACCAGACUGAUGGAUGUGAUGAUGAAUAUGAUCGUUUCAUGCUGGGCAAUGAACUGUUAGAGGCAGAAAAUAUCACAGCAGGAGACAUCCCUUUGACACUCACCAUCUGGGAAUCCAAUGUCAGCUGCAACGGCUGCCCAGAUAACAACCCCCUCUUUGAUGAGGGUCCAACUAGAGGUCAUCCAAACGAGGCAAACGACGAUACAGAAAUCAAUCUAAGGUUCCAUGAUUUGGUUACUCGAAUGUCACAGGAGAUUGCCGCUACCAUCGAUGACACCUCUAAGAAAGUGGAUGGUCCUACCCUAACCCACCCACAACAAUCCACACCCAAGACACGGAAUACUCCCAUUGUGUAUAUUGAUGCUGUAGAUCCAAACAACCCAGAUGUGAUUGUUGAAAGCCAUGGAAUCAUGCCAGAUGGGAUGAUUGACAGCCAAGGAACUAUGCCAGAGAAGAUGGAGGUUCCCAGCAAGGAGAUUCCUCCCAUUACAAGCAAUAUUCCAGAAAACAGUGGUAGAGGCAAUGAAACAGCGCCGAAUGACCAGGAAACCUCAGUUGCUACUCAUGAGGACCAGCCUACUGCUACAACUGCAAACAUUUCGGCCCCGUCAACUCCAAACCUGAACGAUAACCAGGCACCAUCAACCAAAGACGACAACCAGGCACCAUCAGCUUCAAAUGGGAACCAUGAAAACAACCCAAGUAGUACACCCACAACCAGCAACAACCCAGGCAACCAGGCUCCAUCCACCUCAAAUGACAAUAGCACAGAAGCACCUUCCAUCACCAAUGAUAACAACCAAGCUCCAUCAACUGCAAAUGCCAGCAGUCAAGCCCCGGCUUCCCAAAACAACAACUAUACAUCACCAACAGAUGCCAGCGGGUCCGCACCUUCUUCCACCACUGCUAUUCCUAGUAAGCAUAUGGGAAACAUACCUCUCCCGCCUGCAGCAUCUACCAAUGCAGCACCAAGUGUUUUCAAUGGGGUGCCUGGUAACAACAACCAGAAUCCCACAGUUCAGUCAGGAUUUAGCAGUCCUCAUGGUCGGGAUAUACCCUCCAAUGAUCCUGCUGCCUCCAUUCCAACAACAGGAGGACCUACAAGUGGUUCUAGAGGACCUGUUGCUGCAACAAGCCAUCAUAGUGUUCAAAACAACAACUAUACAUCGCCAGCAGAUGCCAGUGGGUCCGCACCUUCUUCCACCACUGCUUUUCCUAGUAAUCAUACGGGAAACACACCUCUGUCGCCUGCAGCAUCUACAAAUGUGGUGCCUGGUGAAAACCAUCAAAGUCCUACGGUUCAGUCUGGAUUUGGUAGUCCUCCUGCUCCAGAUAUGACCACCAAUGUCCCUGCUGCUGCCAUUCCAACGAUAGGCGGCCCUCCAAGUGUACCUACUGGACCUAUUGAGGUUUCCAUUUUGGCAACAAGUGGACCCACAAUAAUACUUCCAAGUUCCUCAGCUGCGCCCACAGCCUACACUCAAAACCACCGUUGA
Molecule: messenger RNA, 2678 nt
Organism: Seminavis robusta
Lineage: Eukaryota; Bacillariophyta; Bacillariophyceae; Naviculales; Naviculaceae
Source: the annotation of a GenBank genome assembly